Ictalurus furcatus (blue catfish) is the source of this 1044-nucleotide messenger RNA. RefSeq names its product fractalkine-like. The record is from RefSeq and is a predicted model, not a curated record. Gene Ontology annotation, biological process: immune response; cellular response to interleukin-1; neutrophil chemotaxis. NCBI's taxonomy places the organism in Eukaryota, Metazoa, Chordata, Actinopteri, Siluriformes, Ictaluridae. Gene Ontology annotation, molecular function: CCR chemokine receptor binding; chemokine activity. Gene Ontology annotation, cellular component: extracellular region. The transcript is spliced from 13 exons. The coding region runs from base 29 to 808 and encodes 259 amino acids.
CAAGUGCUGAGGUGAUACCUGCAUUUAUAUGAGUGUGCUCAUAUCCUCACCAUCAUCAUUCAUCUGCAUCAUCAUGUUCUGUCGUUCUCUCCUGCUGGUUCUGCUGGUUCUCGCCUACCUUCAGUCCAUCACAAUGUUCCUGAGUCGAUGCUGUUUCAGUUACCAGACACAUCCAAUCCCUGUAAGACGCAUUAUAGCGUAUGAAGUAAUAGACCCUCGCUGCACAAAUCCUGGAGUCAUUUUUACUGUAAAUCGUGGUCUCCGUGUGUGUGCAAAUCCCACAGAUGAAUGGGUGCAGAAACUCAUGAAAAAAAUUGACAGCCGCUCGUUUACAAGCUGGGUCGAACCUAAAGUUUGUCCUCCCUCACCCAUUAGAAACGAGCCUGACAAAUCGGUUCCUCCUCCCUCAUCCGUUAGAAAUGACCCUGACAAACCAGUUUCUACUGCCUCAUCCAAUAUAGAACCUACAAGUCAUCCAGCUCAACAGGAUUACAUGCAGGAAACGGUGUUUCAACCAGAACCUGUUUCUACUCCCGAACCUGUUUCUACUGCCUCACCCGAUAUAGAAUCUACAAGUCCUCAGGCUCAACAGGAUUACACAGAGGAAUCAGCUACAAGUCAUCCAGCUCAACAGGAUUACAUACAGGAAACGGUGUUUCAACCAGAACCUGUUUCUACUCCCGAACCUGUUUCUACUGCCUCACCCGAUAUAGAAUCUACAAGUCCUCCAGCUCAACAGGAUUACACAGAGGAAUCAGAGUCUGACAAGACAGAUUCUCCUGCCGCAUCCAUUAUGGUACGUAAGUGAAGUAAUCGUACUGUACACUGUAUACUCUACACUAUACAGUAUUUCUGUCUGCAUUUUAGUAUUUAUAUUAGUGUACAUAUUAGUAUGGUUUAUUAUAGUCUUACACCACAGUGCUGUUGAAUUCUCGAUUCUGAUUGGCUGACAGACGUUCUGAGGUGUGCAGUUGGUUUUCAGUUAAUGCACAGCUAAAGUAGUUCCAGUCAGGUCUUCACCACAUUACAGUUCCAUAUCACUUC